UGCAAACCCUCUUUUUUUCCUUCUUCAAAUUCAACCUUUCUUUUUUCACCUUUCUUUUACCUUUAUUACAUAACAAUUUUUUAAAAAUGGGCGACACAAAGAUAGUCAUACCGGGCGACAUAAUCGACACGCACACAGAAGACAGCGACCAAACAAUCUUGCGGCUGGGUCCCGGUCUCACCCAAACCAACGACGACACAAGGGUGACUACUGCCGGUGUCCUGCACAGCGCCAAGGACAACACGCAAUACUGGGUAGUCAGCAACAAAAGACGCUACGUUCCAGCCGAAAGCGAGCCCGUCCUUGGCGUCAUCGUAGCCAGGCACGGCGAAGGCUACCGCGUGGACAUUGGCUCAGCGCACGACGCCCUGCUUCCGCUUUUGGCCUUUGAAGGCGCGACAAAACGCAAUAAGCCCAAUUUGGCCCUCGGCACCCUCGUUUAUGCGCGCGUCGCAGUGGCUAAUUCUCUGAUGGAUCCGGAAAUCGAAUGCUUUAAUUCAAAGACUGGGAAGGCUGAGGGGUAUGGUGAGAUGGCUGAGGGGUUUAUGUUCAAAUGCUCGUUGGGAUUGGCGCGCCGGUUGAUGGAUUCUAGGGCGCCGGUGCUGGGCGCGCUGGGUGCUGGGGUGCCAUUUGAGGUGGCCGUUGGAUUGAAUGGCCGUGUAUGGAUAAAUACUGCUUCGCCUGCUACUACUGUGCUGGUCGCCAAUGCUAUCAAGAACUCCGAGUUCUUGAAUCCUAAGCAGUGCCGCCAGAUGGUCAAGGAGCUCUUGGAGAAGCAGUAACAUUUUUGCACUUAAAUUUUAGAUUUUACGAAAAGAAGAAAGAAAAAAAACAUAGCCACAAAGUGUGUGAUUGGGUUGUGUUUGAAUCCCUUUUUUAUUCUGGCUGUAAACAAAAUUUAUAAUAUAGAUAUAAAAGAAUGCAAAAAUGAAACUAAUACUCACCUGUAUGAAUCCGCUUGUAUAGCUGCGUUUUAAACGGAUGUGUCAAUCUGGGAAAAUAAUAAUAAUAACAAUUGAGCAAUUAAUGCGGAAUAUCAUUGUUGCACGCAAAGCAAUCAAGUCACGCGAACAUCGAGGGAAA
Messenger RNA from Kickxella alabastrina, 1083 nucleotides. RefSeq lists its product as uncharacterized. NCBI's taxonomy places the organism in Eukaryota, Fungi, Kickxellomycota, Kickxellomycetes, Kickxellales, Kickxellaceae. The record is from RefSeq and is a predicted model, not a curated record. Gene Ontology annotation, biological process: nuclear polyadenylation-dependent rRNA catabolic process; exonucleolytic trimming to generate mature 3'-end of 5.8S rRNA from tricistronic rRNA transcript (SSU-rRNA, 5.8S rRNA, LSU-rRNA); U4 snRNA 3'-end processing. Gene Ontology annotation, molecular function: RNA binding. Gene Ontology annotation, cellular component: cytoplasmic exosome (RNase complex); nuclear exosome (RNase complex). The transcript has a single exon. The coding region runs from base 87 to 782 and encodes 231 amino acids.